Messenger RNA from Colletotrichum tamarilloi, 198 nucleotides. RefSeq lists its product as uncharacterized. The record is from RefSeq and is a predicted model, not a curated record. The transcript has a single exon. Bases 1 to 198 code for a protein of 65 amino acids. Lineage: Eukaryota; Fungi; Ascomycota; Sordariomycetes; Glomerellales; Glomerellaceae.
AUGAUGACUCGAGUAUCUACACCCAAGCGGAAGGGACGGCCACUUUACCGAUAUAUCUGCGACGGGGGUGGGUCAGGGAUACCGGACCACCGGCACGGACGAGUCAUCGGUACCCUACGGAGUACCUCGGCUUCCCCCGGCCACGAAAACCAUUGCCAUUCACAAACGUCCUGGCUGCUCCCAUCCUGGCCCGGCUGA